Messenger RNA from Vitrella brassicaformis, 2643 nucleotides. The record is from the annotation of a GenBank genome assembly. Lineage: Eukaryota; Vitrellaceae.
CUUGAACAGCUGUAAUGUGGUUUCUGCAGGCUUUGUUUCUGUCUGUGUGUCUGUCGCAGAGGUUGAUGAGAAAGGCCCUAUCCUCUGUCGGUCAAGUCAGACCCAUGUGCAUAAACCCCGAUACCCGCAUACUGACGCAUUCAUCACCAAGAGACAGCCAACAGCAGCGUCCUGACGCUGCUUGGUGAUGAACCUGUUGGUCAAAUCCCCAUUCUUACCAGCACCAACGCCAGACAUACAUCGGUACAAAUCAGACAGACGCAGCUUGAUACUUCUGCUGCCUACUCGUAGCCUCUGAGCAACGUGCGCAUUUCGUCAGUUUGCGCCAAAUCCAGGGGACUUUUGCCCUGCAUGCAUGGGAUGCACAUAAGAGACAGCCAUGGAACGUUGUCGGCCGCCAUCAUGUCAUGAGCUUCUCACCUUGUUGACCUUCUUCAGCUCAUCGGCCCCGCCCCACUCGAGCAGCUGCUUGGCGGCGUCCACAUGUCCUUGCCAGGCUGCCAGGUGAACCGCAUAGUAACCAUCCUGUAUCUCAUACACAGCAGAGGUGAGCUGUAUUUUGAGCCGGGCCUUCCCACUUCUCCGCUAACUUACCGGCCCCCUCUGCUCGAGAAGUCUCAUGCCAUUCUUCGUAAACAUCGCUCUCAUCGCCUUAACAUUGUCGCACAUCACAGCCAGAUGGAAUGGGCUGCUGUCGUUCUGAGAGACAUGACAUGCAGCGGACGGUCCAUGCUUCUCUGCACUUGUUGAACACUUUUUUACAUCUGUCCGUUUCCAAAGCUCAUCAACACCGCCCCAUUGGAUGAUCUGGUCGAUAACGUCGACAUCACCGCUCUCAGCGGCAAAAUGGAUUGGCUGGAAUCCAAACUGUUCAAAGGGGCGGAAGUGCACAUAGAGAGCUUAAAGCACCGUCCUGCCUGCCCUUCAGCGUACCUGCCCCUUCUUGUCGAGCACCUUCUUCUGCCACGUUGCUUCUGCCUGGUCAUAGAUCGCUCGCAGCACAUCGACACAAUCAGAGCCGGCAGCCAGGUGGAACGGCGUGUUGUCCACCUGAUAAGCACAAGAAAUGUCUUGAAACAGUGUGAGUCGAUGGAAAUCCACUUACCUUGUUUGUGAGUGCCAACAAACUCUGCCCGCAUAUUCUCAGGAUCUCAGACACAACCAACGCAUGGCCCUUCUCGACCGCCAAGUGCAACACGGUGUUUUCGUCCUGCGGACAGACAGCACCGACAUACAGAUGGAGACAGCAUUUUCAGCCAUUUAGCCUUACCAGUAUCUUCAGUCGCUUGCUGACGAGCCCUACUCCCUGGUCAGCUUGCAUGAGCAGCAGAACCAUCACGACAUCCACGUGGCCGUUCUGGGCUGCAAAUGCUAGCGGAGUGAAACCCUCCUGCAUUCAUGCAAGCAACCAAGCGUGAACGGUCCAUCUACUGUCAAUCGGUGUCUCUCACUUUGUUACUGUCAUGAAGGCAUUGGGGGCCAUAUUCUUUCACCAUUUUCAAAACUGCCUUUCGAUUGCCUUCUGCACAUGCCUCAAAAAGUUUCAUCUUCUCCACAGGGUCACGACUUGAAUCCUGGGCAAUACCCAUGCCGUCGCUUCCGAAGCUGUGAGCCUUGGUUUUGGCUUUCGCUGCCGCUUUCGCCUUGGGCUUCCGUCCUGCCUUCGCCUACAUCCGUUCACACGCGCACACACAAACACACACAUAUACAUACAGUGGAGCAUAGAGAUGAAAAUCUUCGGCCCGUCAAUCGUCCGACUAACCUUUGGCAUGGCCCCAGCUUUGGGAGCAGCAAGCGUUGGUUCUGGCCUUUCCUCGGGCUGUGAGCUCGUCGCCUCAUCUAUGAAGUCCUGCGCAGAAACACAUUGAAACAACCGACAACACAACACCAGCACAAGAGGCGGGUUUUUGCAUUCAAGUAUGCGUAUUGAUGCUUGCUGACCAAGAACGGUUUCCACUCUGUUCCAUCCUGUAUGACUACAAUGCCAUCUUUCUCGAUGAUGCAUGCCUCCUGGCCAUUGAGGGUGUACAGGGGUGAAUCCAACUUGGCCACCUUCAAGUUCAAAUCCUGCCGUCCCUUGACGAAAUCGUUGAGAAACACGUCCACGAGAUCCUCGGGGUCGCCGUUAGAAAUGAAGCUGAGCCUUUCCUCCUCUUGCCCCUGGAUACAUCAUAAACAUGUGAAAGCAAAGGCUGACAUGAUAUACAUAGACAUGCGGCUUAUCUACUCUGCCAAUCCUCUCACCGGCGCAGGGCUGCCUCUCAGCGGCUCAGGGUUGCCUAAGGAUGGUCUCCUGGCUGACAUUGUUAGUCUUGGCAUCAUUAUUGGUCGUUCUGGAAUCAGUCCGGAAAACCUUUGUUGUGGUGCCAUGCCCAUCAUUACUGGGGUUGAUGGACUGGCAAACAUUUGUUGUGGUGGCAGAGUCAUGAUUGCUGGUAGCGGUGGCCGGGACAAGACGAACUCAUGCUGAUCCACCAUCCUUUUGAGCGCCGAUUGGUUCUGCCUCAGUGCCUCCAUCUGGAUGUUCAUGCCCUUCAUCUGGAUGUUCAUGCCGCUCAGCAGCAUCAUGCAUUGGUUGAAAAGUUCCUGGGUAUGCUGCCAUAUGAACUCCUGCAUGUCCAAGCCGGGGCCCUGGCAAUGCAU